ACAAGUUGUUUUGGCAUCUUUAUCUUUAGCUUCACAAAAUUUAUAUAAUUUGCUUACUCAAAAUAAUUCAGAUUCAGAUGAAUCUUUUGUAACUCAUAUUAGAGGUGUAAACUUUGAUAAAGAGCUUGCAAAUGCUAAAAAGAAAAUUUACACAUUUAGAAUUCAAGGAAUAUUAUAUCAUCAGAUUGGUAGUCUAAUGCCAAGAUAUAAUGAUGAAAAACCUUUAUUUGCUCAAAUUUAUUUUUUUGAUUUAAAUAUGGAUAAUCAACUUCAAAGAAGACAAAAAAUGUUUCCAAAUUUGAAUGCUGACAUGCUCAAAAAGCAAAGGCAAAAAUAG
Molecule: messenger RNA, 337 nt
Organism: Funneliformis geosporum
Lineage: Eukaryota; Fungi; Glomeromycota; Glomeromycetes; Glomerales; Glomeraceae
Source: the annotation of a GenBank genome assembly